Pecten maximus is the source of this 4479-nucleotide messenger RNA. RefSeq lists its product as uncharacterized. The record is from RefSeq and is a predicted model, not a curated record. Lineage: Eukaryota; Metazoa; Mollusca; Bivalvia; Pectinida; Pectinidae. The transcript has 5 exons. The coding region runs from base 390 to 2483 and encodes 697 amino acids.
AGACGCCUCUGCUAAGACAUAAAACUAUUCAUCAACAUUACUAUACAACAUGUAUUAAUGAUAUUUACCAAUUUUCGCACUAUCAGGCCUUCGGACUAAAGGGUACUCAUAAUAUAAACGUGUUAGAAAUACCUGUAGCACGUGCGCGCAUGCACAAACACACCUUUAUUCGUAUAGCUGAGAAGCCACCUAUUCAUCAGUAGUAAUCACUCUCAGUGCAUACAAAGCCUUGUCACUUCAGCCACUGUUUUGGAUAUUGUGGACAUGGAAAUGGAUGUGACUUUGUGAUGUUUCUCGUCAGUUUUCUCCCAAAAUUAUUGAUAGUUUGACAUAAAACAUAGGUACAGGAUAACACACGUGCAGGUGACUGAGAAAUACUAGCCUGAGAGAUGAGAAAUAUGAUGAUGAACCAUGAUAUCAAGGUCAAGGACACUUUUUUUCUACAGACACUUCAGCAGCUGUAUAAUACAAGGGAGAACGGAGGGCCGCCGGGGAUGGAAGCCACCGGUCAUCUCCCGGUCAGUCCGCUCGGGACACCAACACCGCCGGACCAUCACCAUCAUCACCACUAUCCACACCAUCCACUCCCGUCACCGAUUCCACGACACGGAAACACAGACCUUGUCUCGGGGGUGGACGUCCCAUUAACAGACACCCCUCCACAGAUCUCUGACCCAGGAGGUGGGCCAAACACCAAGAUGACCAACAAAAAAAUAAAAACUGAAACCAUGCCAAAACAGAAUGGGUCAACGGGUCACCCUGGGUCAACAGGUCAACUCUCACCAAAGGACAUGUCAUCGCUAGUGCACCCUGACCGACGUCAUCUGUGUCCUCAUUGUUACAAGGGGUUUAAGAGUCGUCAGCAGUUGACACAGCAUAAUCUAGUCCACACCAAUGUACGAAAAUAUCACUGUAAAUUCUGUGAGAGAUCCUUCAAGCAGCUGUCGCAUCUUCAUCAGCACCAUCGGAUUCAUACAGGUGAGAAGCCAUACAGGUGUCCGCUGGAAGGAUGUGACCGGGCGUUUCCACAAUUGUCCAAUCUACAACACCAUAUAAGGAAUCAUGACAAGUUAGUGGACAGUCAGUUCCAGUGUCACUUGUGUGACCGCGCCUACCCUAACGAGGCUACACUCAAGGCUCACAACACACGGACACAUCUGCAUUCCAAGCCCCUGGACCUGACCCAACAGCAGCUACAGCAACAGCAACAUGAUCACCCUGGUCCCACGGAGUCUCCCUCCCCAAUCCCCCAGAGCAGCCCGACUUCGCCCUCACACCAAAACCUGACGGGGCAGGUGAAACCGAGGAAAAGGAAAGCUUCACGUCCUCAACACUUGUACAUGCCUCCAACCAUGGUCCCCAUUUCCACUCCCCUUACUCCAGAGGAGGAGAACUCGGCAGAACAGAAAGAAUUGGAUCAAUACCAGGAGAGGUUUCCAAGGGACACCUCACAAGAUUCCUCCACUCAUAGUUGUUUUGGUGAAUCUCAAAAUGGCAUUCAUAAAAGCAUUCCACUUUCUAGGGUGAACCUGCCUAACUUUGACAGGACAGAUCUGAAAAUGCCUAAUUUUAGUCAGUCAGACAAAUUGCCUAACUUUAGUCAGUCAGACAAAAUGCCUAACUUCAGUCAGGCAGACAAAUUGCCUAACUUUAGUCAGUCAGACAAAAUGCCUAACUUCAGUCAGGCAGACAAAUUGCCUAACUUUAGUCAGUCAGACAAAAUGCCUAACUUCAGUCAGUCAGAGAAGAUGCAAAACUACAGUGAGUCAGACAAGGUGCCAAAGUUUGGUGAAUCUGAUAAAAUGCCAAACUUUAGUCAGUCAGAUGGCAAGAUGUCCUCAAACGGUCAAUCUGAAGAUAAGAUUGUGAAUCAUAGCCAGUCAGCUGGCAAGGUUUUAGAGAUUAGCCAAUCAGAGGGCAGAAACUCUCCAUUCAGCCAAUCACUAGGCAAGAUUCCAAAUUGUCAUCACCAAUCGGAGGACAGGAUUUCCAAUUACAACCAUUGGGAUGCUAGAAAUAUUGAUGAUGAGAAUCACGAUGAUCGUUCAUUACGUUACAGUAGAAUGCAUCAACAGACAGCCAGAGGAAUAGACAUGAACGUGUUCGCACUAUCGAAGUCUCUUUCCACUGGAGCAGCCAUUGUCAGACCCCCAAUGCACAUGAACACGAUGAUGAAAUCGUCACAUGAUCAUCUUCUUCCAUUGUCGAGAAACAAUUUCGAUGUUGCAGCAUUUUCACGCCAACAGAAAUCGGACCAGCUACAGAGACAUAUACAUAGCCCUAGUCCUUAUAUAAUGUCGCGGCGUGAUCCCUCCCACAAGGGAAUGUACUCCAGUGGCUGGUCUGUACCUCUCAAGUCAUCAGCCCUGGGGGUGGGGAUAGACCGCUCAGAGGAAACGCAUUCAGAUCGCUCCGCAAGUCAGUCACCCAAUCUGCAGGGAUCUCACUUUUCAUUGGACAACUUUGACGAACCAAUGAACUGAAGGGAUACAGAUUGGGUUUGGAUGUAUCUUUGACAGGCCAUAUAAUGGUAAUUAUAACAGAACAUUAACCAUGAAAUGGUUGUAAAAUUAUGUAAUCUAUAAUGUCUGAUCCAAAGACAAAAAGGUUUUGGAAGUUACACAAAACUCUGUAGAUAUGUGCCAUGUGAUGGCGUGACAAUUUAUUGUUUUGUCUGUUUAUGUCGGAGUUAUCUCCCUUUGUGUUACAUUAAAGGGAGAUAAUUAUUACCUAUUGAACUUGUGUAAUAAAUACGGAAGCAUUUAACCUUCAGGGUAUGUCUUUACCCAGACCAGUAAGUAGAAUGACAUCUUUUUUGUAUAACAUGCUUUGAAUUACAUUUUUAUUUAAAGUACUGGGGUUGCAUAUUGAUACAUUCGCCAACUUUGAAUUAGGUCAUUAUUAAGAGUAUUGGAGUAUUGUCUUGAUAUAGUCACCAAAUUCACCAAAAUUCUUGUCAUCUUCCCUGGAGGAUUUUGUAUAGCCAUCUGCACUGUACUCAAGUAGACUACAGAAAAAAAUUCUGGUAGCUUACGUGAAGUACUUGUUUAUGAUCGAAUGAAUUCAAUGAAAUUUACAUUAAAGCAAAAUAUUUGCUUUAGAAUAUUAGUUUUAAUAAAUGUUAAUAAACCAGAAACAAAAGUCACAUAACAUUUAUUAGUAAGGUUAAAAGUAUUUAAAUUCCAAGCUUACUUAUUUUUUUGAAAAGUCAGCUCAAAGUAAAAUGAUUACAUUUAACAAGCUACAAAAUGUACGUAUUUACCGCAUUUGGUUUGGGUCAGUAAGGAUAUUUCUAUUUUAACCUAGAUCCCAGAACAUUGUCAAACUGGGCGGUCUAGUAACAUAGCACAUUCAUAUUUCAUCAACACAAAUCAGAAGCGAUAAGGUAUAUAUGUAUCACCUGUUGAAAUACAUGUAUAUGGGUUUUCUCUGGGUACUCUGGAGCUGGUCUACCGACAUCAAAACACCCUAUAAAUAAACAAACAAUAGUGAUGGAAAAUAAAUGUUCAUGAGUGUUCGAAAAAGAUUGGACGACACAAGGCGAAUCUAGAUAUUGAUACUGACAGGGGCGUUAAUGUUGUUACUGGUUACCUGACAUUGUUGAACCAGUUAGGAUGUUUUGUUAUCAGAGUUUUUUCCUUGAUAUAUAUCACCUAAAUCCACUGUCACAGACAACAGACUUGGAAUCAUCUCAUUUAAAUUUUAGAUUUUUGUCAAAUUUUAUUAAACUUUUUUAAAAAUUUCAAAUAAAAGAUAUGCACGAAAAACACAUAUCCUGUCUCCUUGAAGCCGUCAUGUCAUUUUUAUGGGACUGAAUAAAAUUUGAAUUUGUAAUUUAAUUACACAGUCAUCAUUUGGAUAUUUAAUAAAAAAAAAAAAAUCGGAAAUGUCGAAAAAUUUCAAAUGAAUUAAUUGAAAACGUAGUCAGGAGGUCUGGCCAGGGUGUUGUAUUAAAGAUUGUGAUAAAUAUGAUGUCAAGUGAGUUGAUGUACAGUGUUAUUUCGUCGUUUUGUUGAUAUUGUUGUUUAUGACUAUUGCCUUAUUAGUAUCUGUUAGGCCAAGUAUUUUUAAACUCUGUUUUCUCUUAGAAAACUUGACAUGUUAUUUAGAAAAUAAUUCCCCAAUAAAAUGCUCCCUCUGAGAGGAGUAGGUAAAAAGUUAACCGGGGUAUCCCUGAAUAAAUAACAAAUGGCUAAUUGAUAACAGUUUGAUAAGAACUAUUGAAGAAUCUCUGAUUUCUAUAGGAAAAGUCUAACUUUUUCACUCUAAACAAUAUGUUGACUUUGAUUGGUAACUGACAGGUCAAAUAUAUUUCAAAGUGUCUGUUUCUGUCAGAAUUCUUUGUAUUUUUCUGUACACUCAAAUAACUGAAACGAUAAGUGGUCAUGUGACUCACUUAGCCAAUGGGCUAUAAGAAGAAUGUUGGUCAUGUGAUCACCUCAACCAAUAAACUGUCAGGGCUCAGAAAAAUGUUGAAUA